Messenger RNA from Paecilomyces variotii, 2712 nucleotides. RefSeq names its product pre-mRNA splicing factor component-domain-containing protein. Gene Ontology annotation, biological process: mRNA splicing, via spliceosome. The coding region runs from base 147 to 2519 and encodes 790 amino acids. The record is from RefSeq and is a predicted model, not a curated record. Lineage: Eukaryota; Fungi; Ascomycota; Eurotiomycetes; Eurotiales; Thermoascaceae. Gene Ontology annotation, cellular component: spliceosomal complex; Prp19 complex. The transcript is spliced from 4 exons.
CAGUCACUCAUACCUUGAGUGAGCUCCGUCCAUUCUUUAGCCGUGGUGCUUUCAUACCUUUUCUGCAGAUUCGCAUAGUUCCUGUGUUCUUAUCUUUUUGUCUUUCUAUCAGCUUCAGCUGGUGUCUUCACCAGAGACCCUGCGCCAUGCCUGUCGUCAAAGGAGGCGUCUGGACGAACUUGGAAGAUGAGGUGCUCAAGGCAAGCGUAUCGAAAUAUGGUCUUAACCAGUGGGCACGAGUGUCAUCGCUGCUUGCGCGAAAAACGCCAAAACAAUGCAAGGCCCGUUGGGUAGAAUGGCUGGAUCCAAGUAUCCGCAAGAUCGAGUGGUCGCGCGAGGAAGAUGAGAAGUUGCUACACCUCGCGAAGUUGAUGCCGACGCAAUGGCGAACGAUUGCGCCCAUUGUUGGUCGCACGGCCACCCAGUGUCUGGAGCGAUAUCAGAAACUCCUAGAUGAAGCAGAAGCUCGGGAGAAUGAAGAGCUUGGUUUGGGAGGCCCAGGAGCUGAGGCUGCUGCUCCCAGUGCAGAUGAUGUCAGACGGCUACGUCCCGGAGAACUCGAUCCGGAUCCUGAAUCUAAGCCUGCCCGACCAGAUACGAUCGAUUUGGAUGAGGACGAAAAGGAGAUGCUUAGUGAGGCUCGUGCCCGUCUAGCAAACACUCAGGGUAAAAAGGCCAAGCGGAAGGCCAGAGAACGGCAACUCGAGGAAUCACGUCGGCUGGCCGUGCUUCAGAAACGGCGCGAGCUCAAAAAUGCCGGUAUUAAUAUCAAGGUCGUUACCCGCAAGCAGGGGGAGAUGGAUUAUAAUGCGGAUAUCCCAUUUGAGAAGCCGGCAGCUCCGGGAUUCUACGACACUACGGAGGAAAUAGCAAGAAAUGAAAGACAGCGGGAGAUGUUUGAUCCUCGAAAGCAACAAGCCAACAAGCGGAGAGGUGAUCAGGACGAUGAAGCGGAGAGGAAGAAAAGGAAGAGCGACAAGAACAGCAAUGCUGCGGCAUUCGCGGCAGCCGCAAAGGCUGGACAGAUGCAGAAGAUCCGUGAAGCGGAGCAAAGCAGCAAGAGGAGGCCUCUUAACCUGCCCGCACCUCAGGUCAGCGAGGGUGAACUCGAGGACAUCAUCAAGAUGGGCAUGGCAGGAGAUAAAGCCAGCAAAAUGAUUGGGGACGAGGAGGGUACGAGGGGUUUGGUAGGAAACUACUCAGCCAUCGUUGGCGGAACGCCUAUCCGGACUCCUCGUGCUCCCGCAGAGGAGGAUCAUAUUGCUAACGAGAUUCGCAACAUCAGAGCUUUGACGGAAACGCAGUCGUCCUUGCUGGGUGGAGAGAAUACUCCUCUUCACGGUGGAGAAGGCUCUACUGGUUUCGAAGGUAUUGCGCCUCGCCGCCAGCAGAUUGUCACUCCAAAUCCUAUGGCUACUCCUUUCCGUCAGGCGAACGGCGUUGGCGCAACUCCUAUGCACGGAGGCAUUGGGCCUGGUGCCACGCCUCUACGUACACCGCGAGAUCAUUUUGCUUUGAAUCGGGAAAUAGGCGGUGGACAGCUUAUCGGGAACACGCCUAGAGAGGUCAAAAUGCGGGAGAACUUCAUGCGACAGCAGCUUCGUAGUAAGCUAUCUUCGCUUCCGAAGCCAAAAGAAACAGAGUGGGAAUUGGAAGAGCUUCCCUCGGAGACGGCAGAGCCUACCGCAGCGGGUCCUGAGGGCGAGGAAGAUGCCGCUGAGCGUGACAGACGGGCAAACGAGGCCCGUGAAAAGGCCGCCCAGGCUGAGUUCAAACGCCAAACUCAGGUCUUCCAGCGUUCAUUGCCACGACCCAGUGUUCUCGACAUCGAUGCCUUGAUGCACCGGGCCUCGCAGAUUAGCGAUCCUAUCGGUAGUCUAGUUGCGAAAGAGACUGCUCUUCUCAUCGCCAAUGAUGCGCGGAAACACCCUGUCCCGGGAGCAAAAGUGGAAGGGAAAGCUCCGAAAUUGCAGAAGCUUGAUGACAGCCUGUUGGAUGCAGCCCGGGCAGCUAUCACGGCGGAGGUAUCUUCGCCCGAGCUGGUGCAACAAUGGCAGAGUGAUUUCGACAAUGCUUGGACCUCGACUCAUACGAACUCCCUGCCUGGUCUGGCCAACUAUUCUGAUGAAGAGGAAGACCCGUAUAAGCAGGAACAGCAGAUGAUUACCGCAUUUGACAAUGUUUCUGCCUCACUUCUAGCAACAGCAGAGCAAGGGAACAAACUGGAAAAGAAGCUCGCAUUACAUUACGGUGGAUAUCAAUCUAGGGCGAAAACGCUCCGUUCAAAGAUUAUUGAAGCGGGCGCAGCGUUGGAAAAAGCUAAGAUUGAGCUUAACACCUUCAGCGCAUUGCAAGUCUCAGAGGAAGCAGCACUCUCAAUGAGACUUGAAAAGCUCCGUGAUGAAGUCGCGUUCAUUUCGAGAAGAGAACGAGAGGCUCAGGAGCUGUACAAAUCUCGAAAAGACGAGCUUGACGAACUGGUUGCAGCUGUUGGAGGCAUGACCAAUGGAUGGCAUUAAAUUUUUCUUCAGAUAAUGGUCAGCCAGAUAUGUCUUAUGUGCAUUAUAUCCCGCGGAGUCGGUUCUAGGAUGUCAUCUAGUCUUGUAUAAAAAAUAUUCUUCUACGUAUGUAAUAUUGUGUGGCCACUUGUAAUUCGACUUACAGGCAAUCAUCCCCCUUCGAAGUCAGAAAUCUUGGAACUGUUAGCCUACA